AUGAACCUAGAACAGGCAUUGGAGGAGGUGGGUCAACGCAGCAGCCUGCCGAACCAUUCCGGAGAUAAAGACCAGACGAACAGCGUUCACUCAGGGUUCCAUUUGCGAGUAAAUCGCUCACGAGAGCAAGGCCGUUCGCCCCGAAAUGGAGUAUAUCCAUUCAAGUACCAAGGGGGCCUUUGUCCUCCCCUGGUUGACAGUAGGAGAGACAUGACACAGCCACCCAACCCCAGCAAACUGGUUUGUUCACCCCAGGAGUGUGGUAGCGAGGAGGAGGAGGAGGAGGAGCCGGAGGAGGAGGAGCAGCAGGAGGAGGAGAAGGAGGAGGAGGAGGAGGAGAAAGAACAAAGGCAAAAGCAAAAGCAGCAGCAUUUGAGAACAAAUGAUAAUCAUCAUUUAUCUCGAAGGAGCGAGGAGGAGGAGGAGGAGGAGCCGGAGGAGGAGGAGCAGCAGGAGGAGGAGAAGGAGGAGGAGGAGGCGGAGAAAGAACAAAGGCAAAAGCAAAAAGCAGCAGCAUUGAGAACAAUUGAUAAUCAUCAUUUAUCUCGAAGGAGCGAGGAGGAGGAGGAGGAGGAGCCGGAGGAGGAGGAGCAGCAGGAGGAGGAGAAGGAGGAGGAGGAGGAGGAGCAAAGAACAAAGGCAAAAAGCAAAAACAAAAGCAGCAGCAUUUGA
Molecule: messenger RNA, 672 nt
Organism: Macrobrachium nipponense
Lineage: Eukaryota; Metazoa; Arthropoda; Malacostraca; Decapoda; Palaemonidae
Product: cilia- and flagella-associated protein 251-like
Exons: 5
Coding region: 1-672 (223 amino acids)
Source: RefSeq, a predicted model, not a curated record